Rangifer tarandus platyrhynchus (Svalbard reindeer) is the source of this 1902-nucleotide messenger RNA. Lineage: Eukaryota; Metazoa; Chordata; Mammalia; Artiodactyla; Cervidae. The record is from the annotation of a GenBank genome assembly.
AUGGGAAGCAGGUGCCUGUUGCUACUCUCUGGUCUCAGUGUCCUCCUGGCUCUGUCAGGAUUGAAAGCAAAGAAGGCUGGAGUUUCCUGUCCUCCAUGCCCAGAAAAUGCUAACUGCCUCAAAAAUGGCACCUGCGUUUGCAAAGAUGGAUUUCAGUCCGUGUCUCAGGGGUCCUCUCAGAAAUGUGAAGAUAUUGAUGAGUGUGUGACUGGGCGGGCAAAGUGCAAGCAGAAAGCAUAUUGCAGAAAUGGAAUUGGAAAUUACUACUGCAGCUGUAUCCCACAUUAUCCUGUCUUAAACUGGGUGGCUAGUAUCUUUACAUUGAAUCAUGCAGAAUGUUAUGAGGAUGCCAGAAAUGAGACACAGGUACCAGGGGACAUUUGGGAAAUGCUGAGGAACAAUGGAAGCAAAAAGGACAUUGCGAAACAGGCGACCGAACUACUUCAACGUGUAGAAUUGACCAUAUGGAGCAAGAGUUUUGUUUCUCCAGGAAAGCAUGAAGAUUCUGUACUUGACAUAGUUUAUGAAACCAAGGAGUGCAAUGAGACAAGUGAGAAGACUGUUCUAGAAGCUGGAAAUAACACAAUGGAUAUCGAUUGCCCAAAUGCUUUCAAAGGAACCACAAGAGAUAGGAAUGCAGUGGCACUUAUCACUUAUCGAUCUCUUGGGGAUGUUCUAAAUGGAUCCUUUUUCGGUGAUAGAAGAGGGAUAAAGGAAGUCAACCUGAACUCUCAAGUGAUAAGUGGCUCCAUUGGUGCGGAGGGAAAAGUUGAUCUAUCUAAACCUGUGCUCCUGACUUUCCAACAUACUCAGCCAGGUGGUGGGAAGAGAAAAUAUUUCUGUGUCUACUGGAAAGGAUCCAAGGAUGGGGGCAGCUGGUCGACGGAGGGCUGUGCUCACUUGGGCAGCAACGAUUCUCACACCCAAUGCAAGUGCUCCCACCUUUCCAGCUUUGCUGUCCUCAUGGCUCUUGUUCCCAAGGAGGACCCCGUGCUGACCAUGAUCACCCACGUUGGGCUGAGCCUGUCUCUGCUCUGCCUCCUCCUGGCAGCCCUCACCUUCCUCCUGUGCCGACCCAUCCAGAACACGAGCACCUCCCUCCACCUGCAGCUCUCCAUCUGCCUCUUCCUGGCCUACCUCCUCUUCUUCACAGGUAUCACACGGACAGAGCCCGAGGUGCUGUGCAAGGUCAUCGCAGGUGUACUGCAUUACCUCUACUUGGCCGCCUUCACCUGGAUGUUCCUGGAAGGGCUGCACCUCUUCCUCACUGUCAGGAACCUCAAGGUGGCCAACUACACCAGCGCAGGCAGAUUCAAGAAGAGGUUCAUGUACCCUGUAGGCUACGGGGUCCCAGCGGUGAUUGUGGCUGUGUCAGCCGCGAUCAACCCCCAAGGAUACGGCACCGCUAAGCAUUGCUGGAUCAACAUAGAGAAAGGAUUUAUCUUGAGUUUCUUAGGACCCAUAUCAGCAGUCAUCUUGAUAAACUUAAUCUUUUACUCGAUAACCCUGUGGAUUUUGAGAGAUCGACUUUCUUCCCUCAAUAAAGAUGUGUCCAAGAUACAAAACACAAGGAUGCUGACGUUUAAAGCCAUUGCUCAGCUCUUCCUCUUGGGCUGUUCCUGGUGCCUUGGCUUCUUUCUCACUGAACUGAUAAAGGAACCCAUCAGAUCCAUCAUCGCCUAUGCUUUCACCAUCACCAAUGUCCUGCAGGGAGUCUACAUCUUCCUGGUCCACUGCCUCCUCAAUCAGCAGGUGAGAGAGGAGUAUGCGAAGUGGCUUAGGAGUAUAAGUAAAAAGACAGAGUCUGACAGCUACACCCUUUCCAGCUCUACCACCCAAACCCAUGUGAUGGAAAAAUCAUCUAACUUACAGAGAAAAAGAAGAAAUGAUACUUCAGUCUGA